UGUGCACUGCUUUUCUGUGUUGUUGUGGUCGGAAACUGCUUGGUUGCCUAGCACCACAGUCGUCUGCCUGCUCGUCCUUCUUCGCUGCUCAUCUGCUCUGGUCGCAUCGCAACCGCAGCUCGGCGACAAGUGCCAGGACGGGGACAAGAGGUGCCCGCGCGCGCACAGGGGACCAUGUUGCGAGGCAAGUCCCGGCUCAACGUGGAGUGGCUGGGCUACUCGCCCGGCCUGCUCCUCGAGCGCAAGCCACUCCUGGCAGGCCGCACGUCGCGGAACCCCGGCCGAAACGAAAGUUCAUUAGCAUCUACCCUGAAGACGCUCCUGUUCUUCACAGCUUUAAUGAUCACUGUACCUAUUGGGUUAUAUUUCACGACUAAAUCUUAUGUUUUUGAAGGCGCCUUUGGGAUGUCCAAUAGGGACAGCUAUUUCUAUGCUGCUAUUGUUGCAGUAGUCGCCGUCCAUGUGGUGCUGGCCCUCUUUGUUUAUGUGGCCUGGAAUGAAGGCUCACGGCAAUGGCGAGAAGGCAAACAGGAUUAAAAUGAAUAAUUGUUGGCCAUUUUCAAAAAAGGACAUCGCAUUGUUCAAGUUUCCUGUGACUGGUCAUUCCGGAUGCAGUGGCCCUUGCCAUGCUUGCCAUGCCGAUUGGUUUAUGCACCCCUAUGUUUGAUGUUACAGAAUUGGACUGCAGAAAUAGAUGGUUAGGCAUAAAGCCAAGUAGGCAUUUGUAUUUAAUUGUUGGGGGAAAAAAGAUGAUUAUUGUAGGACUGUUUUUUUCUUAUAGUUAAAUAUUAUCUACAGUUCAAAUGUCUUCCAGCAGUUAUUUUAAAUAUAAAGUGUUCUCUUUAAAAAAGACUACAGUUUUGCAAGUUGCAGUGCUCCAAAAUCUUGCAACUAUAGACUAUCUACUGUUAAGAGAACAUAUGGGAUGUGAACAGUUCCCUGGAAUGUGUUGUUUUAAUUUGUCUGAUUUUUCUCAAACUAUUCAAGUUCAGUUGGACAAUAUCCAUCAUAUCAUUGAUAAGUUUUCACAAAUGCCUAGGGUGCCUAACUGGUUUUCUUGGUUUCACUGGAGAUGGCUGGUAAUUACAGGUAUGCUUUGGUUAUGUAACUGUACUUCUAUUAUGUUAAUGUGUGUGCGCAAUUUAAUUAGUAGCUUAAAACCUGUACAUGCUGAAGUUACUCUACAAGAAGAUAUGUCAAAGAAAUAAUCAAUCUUCCCAUGUUUUCUUCCGUCUGCUACUUCUAUAGCUUUUCUUCUUCCUUCCUAAUUACAACCCUUAAGUAGAAUUUGUGCCUCAUAUCGAAAUUACCAAGUAUCAUAAUUCUUCCAAGUGGUAAAGAUACCUCAAGACAAAUGCUGGGCAUAGAAGCCACAGGGCAUAAAUCUGCAAAGAAGUAAAAAGCUAACCUUUUCAAAGAAUAUUGCUUCUCUCUCACUUACCAACUCUACAUUUCCCUGUAUGGCCCCGGAAGAUGACUGGUUAGCCAGAGACGGGUAAGAUUCCUCAAGGGAGGAACAACCUAAGACAGGCACAGUCGCAGGGGGGCCAUCAGGAGAGAAAUUGGGGAUCAACAGAGGUGAGGCUUAGAACCUCACCCCCCCUGUUUUGAGAGAAAUCUUCUGCAUCCGUGGAUGUUUUGUUGCCUUUGUCUAGCUUGGAUUAAUACUUAGUCUAUAGGCACACACCUGAUCACCUACAUUUGCCCUCUUACAGCACUAAACUAUGUUUUCUACCUUUAUCUUGCAUCUACCUACCACUUCAGCAUUUUAUUAAAAAAAUAAUAAUAAUAAUAAUAAGGGAGAAAUGUGGGAUUCACAUAUAAAUCAAGUAUAAAAAUCAAAUGAAUAUUUACAUUUGACCUGAUUGUUUAUAGUUCAUAAUGCGUGAUCAAAACUGAAAGUUUCUGUGAUAUGACUGCCCUUGCACUGUUCACCAUGUAAGAACUUAGUCACUAUGUAAGAACUUGUUCACCAUGUAAGAACUUGUUCGUUAUGCUUCAGAAGAUUGGAGACUGUUGAGAAUUAGGCUUGGGGUGGAUUAAUGAUUGUGCAUUGGGUCCCCUAUACAGAAUUUUAUUGUUGUUAACAACCAUUUGAUCAAUAAAUAUGAGAGAUGCCCUCUCAAAAAAAAAUAAAUAAAUAAAAAUAAAGCAAAAUGAAAUUAAAAAAAAAUACUACAGUUUUAGUAUGAAAUUGUACAAAUUUAAUAUGAUUGUCAAACCCCUAGUUUGAGUCUGGGGUCUGGGGCGCUAUGCGGUGGAUUUCUAGGUGGUCCUCUCUUUAGACGCCUUGUCACCUCAUUUCUUUUUCUGUAAUGCCAAGGCUUUUCUUGUACUUUGGGGAUCUUAUGCUUUCUGUAAAAUAUUAAUGUCCAGGGUUGGGUUAUUUUGUUUUAUUUCAGACAUUUGCUGAAUGGAUAAUGGUAGGAGUAUUUUUCUGUAUUUAAAACAGUGAUUUGUGCAAAGCAGUUGUAAUUUCCUCUUGGAAAAAGUACCAAGUGUUUAAAAGUUAGAAUCAGAUGCUAGCACUGACAUUUAGGAUUAUUACAAUCUAGGCUUAUUUCCAAGCCAGUUAAUUUUUCCCUAGGGUUUUAACCGUUAAUUUACUACUUUGCUGCUAUUGAAAUAACAUUGUAUUUGACAUACAGAUUUGUCCCGACAUCUCACUGAUUUCCUCUUGGACAAUGUACAUACUUCAGAAUGUACAGAAAGGAAAGCUACAUGGAGCCCUUGUAAACGUUUUAAGAUAGUGAUAUGUUCACUCUUGUUUGAAAAUGGAUUGUAAGAAUAACCUCAGUUAGGAAGUGUAACUUGAAGUGUCAGUAUAAGCUACUGAUUUAACACAUUACCUCCCAUUUUGUCCCCCAGAAUAUAAUCUUUUUUCCCAUUGUGCUAAAAAAUGAAAAGUCUGCUGUAGAAUGCAUCUGAUGUCACUAGCUCUUCAAGUGGUUACCAUUUUACAUGUAACACCAGAAUUCAGUUUUGAGUUUUUACUAAAGGAAUUUAAACCUCCCAUUUAAAAAACCCUGUAUUUCAUGGGAAUCUAGCAGGAAUACCUUGUAAUAAAUAGACUUUUCAUCAUAAAAAUCUCAUCAGCUUUGCCAAAAGAAGCAACUGAUUGUCCUAUUUGGUGUUUAUUUGCCAUUUUCAUAUAAAUUUUAGAAAUGCAGCUAGAGUACUCAAGGAGACUAGUAAAAACAGUUAAAUGACAUGUACCUGAGAAAAGAUGACAGCUGAAGGUACGUGGAACAGGAUCUAAAGCCUGUUGUAGGUGUAUCUCGUGUGUGUUUCCCAUCUCCAGACAAGUUCCUGUGUACUGUCUUAUUUAUGCUCUAGUGUAGUUGUAGACUGUUGUUAGGCCUGUUGCAUAAAUGGUUUGACAGCAGCACGGAAUUUGUCACUUGUCUUAGGCCACCAGCGGAUUGCUGUGCUGUCCAGCAUUCUGUGUCCUCCAUCAGAAGAGCACCACCUUAUUAAUUCAGAGUCUACUCUUACAUUUAAGGUAAUUAAUUGCAAGCUGGGCUGGAGCAGCAUGUUAAUAACUUGAUAAGAGUUCUUUUUGCUUUUUGCAGGGGGAAAGGGUCACCUGAGAAAAUAAAUGAUUUUCAGGGUCUUUGGGAACAUGAUAAAUACUACAAGUAAUCUAUGAAUAGCUUAAUUCUUUAUAUAUUCACUAAAAUAGUCUGGAAUUCUUCAGUUUACCAACACUCUUGACCAUGCUUUCCCUGCCUGUUUUGUUGCUGUGUGUACUUGAAAAUAAUAUCUGCUUUCCUUUUAAGAUUUUAUGAUUCAUAUUUGUCAGUUACACAGACUAGUCUUCCUUUUCCUCAAGUUCAGUGAAAUCUCACUGAGCAGUAAUAGUAGCAAUAGCUAACAACAUCUGCACAGCACCUUACAGUUUGCAAAGAACGUUCACAUAAUCCUCUGGAGUUUUGCACUAGUGAACCUGUUAUGAGCUGUCUCUUGACAUUGAUGCCAGAAGUGUUAGAAUCUUUAAACAUCGCUUGAGUCAUUGAAUGUGCUGUCAUCUUGAAUAGUGUCCUAACCAGGGACAGGGUUUAGAUGCCAUAUGUUGAAAGCUGUGUGUAAUUGUCAAAAUGGGGGACUUGAGUUCUUCAGCCACUUGAAUCAGAUUUACUUUUGUUAAGUGAUGCUUUUCUAACUGUUACCUAGAUGAAUUUUGUAUUCAUUGUAUUAUUCUAGCCUGUAAUUUGUAUAAAUUUAACAUCUGUUGUCAUUAAAAAAGUGUUUAUAAUGCCA
Manis pentadactyla (Chinese pangolin) is the source of this 4260-nucleotide messenger RNA. It is a transcript of the gene VMA21, whose product is annotated as vacuolar ATPase assembly factor VMA21. NCBI's taxonomy places the organism in Eukaryota, Metazoa, Chordata, Mammalia, Pholidota, Manidae. The record is from RefSeq and is a predicted model, not a curated record. Bases 175 to 537 code for a protein of 120 amino acids. Gene Ontology annotation, biological process: vacuolar proton-transporting V-type ATPase complex assembly. The transcript has 4 exons. Gene Ontology annotation, cellular component: endoplasmic reticulum membrane.